Messenger RNA from Filobasidium floriforme, 1789 nucleotides. RefSeq names its product P-loop containing nucleoside triphosphate hydrolase protein. Lineage: Eukaryota; Fungi; Basidiomycota; Tremellomycetes; Filobasidiales; Filobasidiaceae. The transcript has 3 exons. Gene Ontology annotation, cellular component: Rad51C-XRCC3 complex; replication fork. Gene Ontology annotation, molecular function: ATP-dependent DNA damage sensor activity; four-way junction DNA binding; ATP binding. The record is from RefSeq and is a predicted model, not a curated record. Gene Ontology annotation, biological process: resolution of mitotic recombination intermediates; telomere maintenance via recombination; t-circle formation. The coding region runs from base 148 to 1623 and encodes 491 amino acids.
AGUUAGAGGCAUAUCCUUCUGAGUUUCUGAACGCCGGCUAUCGAUGCUUCUACCACAUCGGCAACCUCUCCUUUGGAUCCGUAUAACGAUUAAUACAUAGCUAGACCUUGGCAAGGCGGUACCUGCUUCUCUGGCGCUUAGCCAACCAUGUUCGAUCUGGAAACGUUGCCCAGCUUGGACGACCAGGACCUAGCGGCAUUGCAAAAAGCGGACUACAUCGAGGCUUCCGAAGUCAUCACGGCUGCCCCGCAAGACGUACUCAAGCGUCUAAAGUUGGCGGAUAUACAACAAGUCAACCGUCUCGUCCAAACGCUCUGCCAGGAUGUAGCCCCGAAAGCGAAGCGAUUAAGCGAUGUUGCCGAUGAAGAUGACAAGAAUUGGAUCACGACGGGAGAUCCAGAGGUAGACCGUCUCCUUGGCGGUGGAGUCAGGACAGGCGUCAUUACAGAGGUCUGCGGAGAGAGUGCGUCGGGAAAGAGUCAUUUAGGAUUACAACUCUGCGUAGCAGGUCAGCUACCAACAUCUUCAGACGAACUAUUACCUUCUGGAGCCAUCCUGCUCACAUCGGAGCGGAAAGUAUCGUUCUCGAGGCUGGAAGAGCUCGCUCGCCAUAUUGGCACACAAACGGAUCCCAAAGCCGCGAAACUCGCUGCCAAGACGCUUCUCGACAACGUACAUACGUUGCAUAUCACCGAGGUGGAUGGUCUGGACCAUGCUCUGGCGUAUAUCAUACCUGCGAUGAUAUCUCGCAUCUCCGCAAAGAGCGGCAAGGAUGGCUCGCUUCCCAUCCGAUUACUCGUCAUCGAUUCCAUCGGCGCUUUGUUUCGCUCAUCAUUCGAGACGGGGUUUUCUGGCUUGACCCAGAGGAGCAGGAUGCUCUGUCUCAUAGCGGACAAGCUAAAACUGCUCGCGGAAACCCAGAACAUGGCCAUCGUAGUGAUCAAUCAGGUGACGGACGUUUUUCAAUUCAGCUCUGGACCCUCGAACGUCCCUUCCCGGCCCGAAUCGCCUUCCCCUGUCAUUACACAUCAAUCGGGCUCGACCAUUCAGGACGGCUCGAACAACACCUUGGAAGAACCCACUCCGACAGAUGUUCCGGAUCAGCCCACCAUGACGUACAAGCGACAAUCUCGAUACUUUUCUGGUCAAUCUCAAUCAUACCCAAAAGAGGCUUCGCUCGGUCUCGUCUGGGCCAAUGCCGUUAACGUACGGAUCAUGCUGUCCAGGACGGGCAGGAGGAGGCUGCUCGACCCGGAAGAUCUCGGGAGGAAACGAGUCCGGUUGGCAGCGUACGAUAGGGAGGUCCAGCACGAACAAGGUGUCGUCAGCGAGGAUACCUUUGAGCCGACCCUGAUUCGGCGGAUGCAUCUGGUCUUCUCGCCAUUUGCUAGGCAAGAAAUGCUCGACUAUGUCAUCCUCCAAUCAGGUAUACACUCGGUACCUGAACGAAGACGCAUCGCAAACGAGGACGUUGGCGACGGACCUGCCCCGCAGAGCAGUCGUAGCAACGCGAACGACCAGGAAGCUGUGGGAUCCUCUCAGAGUUUCCAGGAUGACCUGAUCUUUGACGACUUUACCAAUCUACCACCGGAUUUCUGGGAGGAGCCGAAAGUGCCCCCUUAGAUGAACGAUCGACACGAGCCAUCAUUCGCACUAGUUAUCACAACAACCAAUAACGACCGCAUGUUAUCCCUCGACGACUUGUACGAAGGGUGCAUCAUCUAACGAACCUUUGUAACCGGAUUGGAUUGUCUACAACAGUAUCAUUCUAUUCAUACCAUGAAGAUAC